CUAAAAAAAAUUGCAACUUUAUUUCACGUUCACAUUUUCUGUUUUACAGCUUCCAAAAGACACAUAUAAAUAGCCUUGGUGUUGUAUAACUACGACAUAUGAAAGUUGGCACACAUGGAGAAACAGAGCAACACUUCUUCUUCCUUAAUGUCAUCUUCAACUUCUCACUCUUCUUCUUGGGUUCGUGGUACUUGUAUCGGACGAGGUUGUUUCGGUUCAGUUAGCACGGCCACCAGCAAAACCAACGGUGAAGUUUUCGCCGUGAAAUCAGUGGAUCUCUCCACGUGUCUGCCCACUCAAUCAGAGUCUCUCGAAAACGAAAUCUCUGUUCUCCGCUCCCUCAAGCCUCACCCGAACAUCGUGAGGUUACUCGGCGACGGUCACUCAAAAGAAGGAACUACGUCGUUUCGUAAUCUCUACUUAGAGUAUCUCCCAAAAGGUGACGUGGCUAAUUACGCUGCCGGAGGGAUCAAAGACGAGACUCUGCUCCAGCUUUACACGGCGUGUCUUGUCUCUGCUCUCCGCCACGUCCACUCACAAGGAUUCGUUCACUGCGACGUCAAGGCGAGGAACGUCCUCGUUAGCCGGAGCUCCGUGAUCAAGCUGGCGGAUUUUGGGUCGGCGAUCAGAAUCAAUAAACCGACGGCUCAGAUCACGCCACGUGGAAGUCCGCUUUGGAUGGCACCGGAGGUGAUCAGACGAGAGUGCCAAGGUCCGGAGAGCGACGUCUGGUCUCUCGGCUGCACGAUCAUCGAGAUGUUCACUGGGAAACCAGCUUGGGAAGACCACGGGGUUGACUCGCUGAGUCGAAUCGGUUUCUCCGACGAGUUACCCGUUUUCCCCGUGACGCUGUCGGAGAUGGGCCGUGAUUUCUUAGACAAGUGUCUGAAACGAGACCCGAAUCAGAGGUGGAGUUGCGAUCAGCUUUUGCAGCAUCCUUAUCUGUCUAAGUGUCACAACUCAUCUUCCACAGGUACUGAAUCAUCUCCGCGUUGCGUGCUGGACUGGGUCAACUCGGGGUUUGACUUAGAAGAAGAAGAUGAUGAGGAAGCAGGAGGGAGCGAGUGGAGAUCAGAAUUCAAAAACGCGGCGGUGGCAAGGGUUUGUAAAUUGGCGAUGGCCGGUGGGGCAACUUGGGAAUCAAAUGGUUGGGUGGAAGUUAGAAGCCACGCUUCUUCAGUAGAGGACGGGACAACAAUGGAAUAUUCGGAAUCCCCAAGGGUAGAAUCGGACAACACAUCAUCGGAUCCGUACGAUGACGUAGCUGAUGACUUGGCGAUGAUUUACGUUUCUCUGUCUCCGAAUACAUCGCCGGGAAACCGGGGCUCGGCGACGGCGUUGCCAUAUGAAUUAGUGAUGGUGUUAAAUUACUUAAUGGAAAUUAUGGCUUAUACUACAUGUGUCUCUAGCAAAAUUAUACGCAUUAUGUAUUAUUGUUAUCAAUCUCAUCGUGGUAUUAAUAACAAGAAACUCGAAAUGUUGUCUUUUAAUCUCAGCCUGAAGGUUCUGUUUGUUUGCACAUGUACUUCGGAUUGGACAAAACUAUAUUUUUUACGCGGUAAGAUGAGAUUGACUGUCCUACUUCCAAAUCAUUGCCUCAUCAUAUUGAUAACUCACGUUUACUGCCAAUGUGCUACUACUAAGCUGAUAAUUCCCAAGUGUUCGGAUUUUGGAGCACUUAAAUGA
Capsella rubella is the source of this 1686-nucleotide messenger RNA. Its product is annotated as mitogen-activated protein kinase kinase kinase 17. NCBI's taxonomy places the organism in Eukaryota, Viridiplantae, Streptophyta, Magnoliopsida, Brassicales, Brassicaceae. The transcript has a single exon. Gene Ontology annotation, biological process: protein phosphorylation. Gene Ontology annotation, molecular function: ATP binding; protein kinase activity. Bases 115 to 1686 code for a protein of 523 amino acids. The record is from RefSeq and is a predicted model, not a curated record.